CACACAGGGAACCCAACCUAGAGAAACCCCCGAGAAGACAAAAUGGCGGCUUGGACCGAAGUGAAAGGUUUUUGAAACUCCUACAUGUGCGAUAGCAUUAUGAUGCUUAUUCUAGGUAGAGGAUCAUCGUAGCGGUAGCAUAGUCGACUUAUAUUAUGAUUCGCCUCAGUGCUCUAAAUGUCGACUCCAGCGAAGAGAGUGAACCGGAGAGGACGCAGGAGAGUAUCAAACAAGCGCAGGAAGCUGAAGCUCUUGGGUUGUAUAACAAAGCACUACAGCAUCAAGAGGCAGGUGACAGCGUCAGGGCAGAGCAGACUUACAAUCUACUCCUAGAGUCGCAUCUAGUCAAAGAGGCACCAGUUCCUGAGGAGGAUGAAGGUCUUCACAAGCCAGGGCAAGUGCUUAAGUAUUCAGCCUACAAGAACUUGGCAGUGCUAGCUGAGAAUAGGGGUGACUGGGAGAAAGCCACUGAUGCCUAUCUAGAGGCAGUACUGUUGGAUGACUCUGAUGUGACCGUCUGGUAUCAUAUCGGCACAGUAGCCAUCAAGUCCAGUAACUUGGGACUGGCCAGACAAGCAUUCCAGGAGGGUCUGAGGUGUAACCCCAAGCAUUGGCUCUGUUUAAGUCAGCUGUGUUCAGUGCUUUAUGCUAUUGGAGACUAUGCCACAUGUUUAGGAGUGAUAUCUGAAGCACUGGACAGAGAUGAACAUUUCAUAAAAGGCCUUGCAUUACGAGACAAGAUUUUUUCUGAAGAACCCUACCUCCAGCGUGAUUAUCAGUACUUGAGGAGCUUAUUUGUUAACACAGUUGAUGAUGAGUAUACAGAAGAAGCAGAACAGCAUGUCAAGGAAGCAUUACAUUUGCGAGAAGAGCGACUAAGGGUUAUUGAGACGUACAGAAAAGAGCCAGCACCACUGGAGCCUGUUAAACCUCUCACCUCCUACACGUGGGCAGCUCUUGGUGAAUGCUUCGUUGCAUUGUAUGACCAUCUCACAUCUCCAGAUGAUCCUAAGUCGCUAGCAAGACGGAUUAACUUGGAGAGCUACUACAAAGCUAUUGUAACACCAGACAUUUCAAUGCCACACAAGGCUUCACUAGCCAAACUCUCGGAUCAGACACCAGCUUCAAACUUUUCCACCGAGGGAUUUCAAGUCUAUAAGGCAACAGGAAACCCAGCUGAUAAUGAGGACAAGCUACCAAAGAAAACAGCAAAAAGAAAGAAACCACCCCCUAGUGGUAUGGACACUGAAUUUCCUCCCAAGCGACGUUCUGCAAGGGUUCGCACAAGUAAGAAAAAAGAAGAAGAGGUCAACUACAGAGAGCUGAUUCAGUCUUUUCUGCCUUUCUCUCUGAGACCUGGCGUUGGUGGAGGUGAUGAUGAGAGUAGUCAGGAUAGUAUGGGUGAUGUUGCAUCAAACAGUGAGAGAAGCCAGCUCGGCGCAGAUGGGAAGUCUAACGAUCUGGGACGUACGGGUGCUUACGAAGGAGUUAUUUCAGGGGAGGCGGAGACACUUGACAUUCUAACUUUCGUCAAAGAAAACAUGAACAAUAGUGGAAUGAUCAACCUUAUGGUGCGUUAUGGAAUUAGCUUAGCAGCGCAGAGGAAUAAACAGUGGCCGACCGCUCUCGCAGAUGUUUACCUAAAGGUUUACACGAGAGUCAGGAAGCAUCUUACACUGCCGCCGGAGUUUCAUCGUGACAAUGACGAAGUGUAUGCUGGGAAGUUAGCCAAGGUUAUUUUGGUGGCCACGGAACUAACGCUUGAGAAGCUUCUGACGGCAAAAUCCAAGUCAUCGUCGAGCUUGUCACCGGCAAGCUCUCCUCGAGGUGGUGGUAAAGGCGUUUCUCCGAUAAGAGUUGGACCAGGCUUUUCCAGUAAAUACCUGGUGACAGAUGUGGAAUAUCUGUACUGUAUUUCACUGGACAGAAGUAUCCACGGUGACAGUUGGCUGGAAAUGACAAUCAGAGUAAACUGGGCUAAGGCACGCUACCUGAUGUUACAGGGACAAAUGGAGAUUGCCAUGAUCUAUCUUGACCGGUGCACAAAAUUACUAGCGGUUGAAGUCAGCCCAUUGGAUGAACCAAUCACCGUUAAGCUUGUCAACUGCAAGAUUGACAGCGACAUCACACUAGAGCACGUUCAGAAAAAGCUGGAGUCGCUGCAACGAUGUCAGUCUUUAGAAGAGGUUCAUCGCCUGUACGAACAAGGGAACUACGAGGAUGUGAUCCAGCUUUUGAUGCCGACCUUAAACCAACCACAGCCCAAGACAAAGAUAAGCGAGCUUGGCAUGUCUAUUCCUGAACGACCUGCACAACUUCUCCUUCUACAAGACUCGCUCAUCAGACUUGGCGAAUACAAGAAAUGUCUAAUGUGCACCGAGGUGGCGCUUUGCGAGGCCGUGUCGCAGAUGACACCAUGCGAGGCAUGGUCUACCACGUUAUCUCGACUUUUCCAAUGCAUCAAUACGUGUAUAACGCACUCCAAGGCAAUUCUAGAUGGCAUAUCACAAGACAAACUCACCAGUCUUACUUUGAAUAUUAUUAAGGUUAUCGAGGCGUCUAUCUACUCAUCAGACAACAGUCUGGAGCCUCCAUUGGCCACCGCUUACCCCUGGACGCUACUUUACAAGAUCAUUAAACACAGAGACAAAGAUGUCGAGCCAAUGUAUAAGGUCAUCACUACCCCUGCAGUCACGAGCUCUGCCGCAGCUACCAACACUGACAGUAAUAUGGAAAUCUCCAGCGUCGCUGGCGAACCACCGUCCAUUCCCGCGUCCUUACUGUUCAUGCGCACUGCGCAUGACCAGCUUGGCAGGCGGGGAUGGUGCUGUAAUAAUGAUGGGAUCUUCUUGCUUUUGUACGUUGAAGCACUUACGGCGGAGCUCGCUAUAUCACACACACCAAACAGAGAGGAGCUGGUUCGGGAUCUGGAGCAAUGCUUUCUGUGCUUGUACGGUCACCCUUCAAAGAAAGCCAAGGCAAGGGGUCUUCUGGAGCACAAUUCUUGCCAGAUACCCCUAACGUGGCAGAAUUCAGCGGUUGUCUUCAACUAUUUCAAGCCUCCAGAGCUACCGACAUUUGACUCGAAGACGAACACUAUUUCUACAGAGGUGCAGAACCUUAUGCGUAGGAUCACUCUGGUUGUUCCCCAGCAAGAGUUGGAAGACAUCCCGUUUGAUAACGUCCAGGCGUUCAUCGAGGGCACUUCGGACGAGGUUCCUAAGCUCCCAGAAAAAUCUGUUUCUGUGAAAAGGCCUGUGGUGGAUGAGCUGUUUUAUCUUCUUGCUGAUUUCUAUUUCAAAAACAAGGAGUUCAGCAAAGCACUCAAAUUCUACACCCAUGACGUCUGCGUACAACCGGACCGGUCCGACUCGUGGGCUGCCAUGGCGCUUGCCAGAAAAAGUCGAUUGGAGAACAAACUCAACGCGUGUGAGCCGAAAAGCGAGGGACCGAUUCAGAAGCACUCCGUGGCAGCACUCAGGUGCUUCAAUAGAGCCAUGGAGACGGACAGCACAAACAGCAGCAUUCUAGAAGAGUAUGGAUCUCUGUGCUAUUUUUUACAUUCUCACGCGUCGAGGCAGCUGAAACAGUUUGAAGAGAUGGAUGCGUCGGUCGACACUCGCUCCUCGCUGCUUCAGCGCAAGCAAGACAUGUUACUCCUUUCCGAGAAGUGCUUUACGCAUGCGCUAGGAAUGGAAGACAGCGAGGCCUGGUUACAUCACUACAUGCUCGGCAAGAUUGCUGAGAAACUGAAGAAGCAACCGCAGAUAUAUCUCCAACAGUACGAGAAGUCCACGAAGUACUUGGAUGAAGACAUCUCUAGCUACCCGCGUAAGAUCCCAUUCUACAGUCCACCGGAACACGUCCUUGAGGCUUUAGAGGUGUACUACCGUAUCCACGUGUCGAUACUGAAACUUCUUCUGAACAAGACCCCUGAUGUGGAACUCAGUCUCCUUGAAGAACACAUUGAGCGCGCGGCCAAAGGCCCCUUUUACCAACCAGAGCAUGACACAGAGGGAAGUCACGUGAGCAGGUCCGAAUCAAUAAACUCAGAAUCAAGCGAGGUUGAUCAGGAAAAUUCCAAUCUCGAGAUUCCUCGAGCGGCAGCCAAGAAAGAGACAGAUCUACCCACCAUCACAGAGCAGCCAGACCGUCUGGACACCGGGCCAGAAUACCCGAAUACUGUACAAGAUCAUCCGAUAACUGGACAAGAUCGUCCGAACCCCGGGCCAGAACGUCCUAUAAACGUGCCGGAUGUUCCGAUAACUGGGCAAGAUCGUCCGAACACCGGACCAGAUGGUCUGAAUACCGCACCAGACCUUCCAAAGACUCCGGACAAUACAAGAGCGUCCGCAUCAGCUAGCCCACCUGCGAAGGAAUGUGUUUUAGCAGCGGUUGAUAUGGAUACAGAAAAACCUAUCGAUAUGGAAAUUUGUGCGGGUCAAGCUAUACCGGCGUCUAGUGAUGCACUUGCUACGGAUGUUUCCAUGGAAACUGAAGACGGUACAGCCAACCCGAAGGCGGAUGUGGAAAUGGAUGCUCCAGUAGAGUCAAAUAACGAUCUCAAACAAGACGUUGCUCAGUCUUCUAAGACAUCAGAAGAUGAAUGUAAGAGCGAGGAGCCUUUCGAGAUAAAAGAAGGGCAAAAUGCGGAUAAAGUGGAAAGCGAAGAGUCGAGACAAGAACAAGCCAAAGGCAGAGAAGAAGAAGCUUCAAAGACACAUAUCGGGGACGCAAAGCAAGGAGAAAACGAAGAUCUUGAUUCAAAUAAACUUAAUGCUGGUACCAAAAUUUCCGAGGAGCAGGAACAAAUGAUAGUAGACUCACACGCGCCGCAAACUAACGAUAAAGACGUUUCGGAAUCUUCAGCGAAUCUAGAACAGGUGGUUACGCUGCCGCUGACCGCUGAAGAGAAGGCUCGUCGACAACUGCUUCUUGCCAGGUGCAUUCGCGCGUUGGAACACUGCCUGAAAAGAUUCCCUCAACACCACAAGUCACGUUACAGGCUCGCAUACGUCGCGUUUUACUCGCCACCGCACAAGGACUUGGCAUACUGUCGCGAUCUGCUGCUCGGGAGCACAAACACCAAACCUAAGCCCGGACGACCCGUACACCAAGGACUUUUCAACGCGAACAGCAAGACCAACAUGUUUUCGUCCUUUUGGCGGAUACCGGAAGAAGACAUUGAUCGGCCUGGUAGUUUCUGCACACACACGUACAAGUCAGUUGAUCUUCUGCUUCGCGUGUUGCGUGAACUGAACGAAUGGGACACGUUACUGCAGGUCUCAACCCUGUUAUACCGGACACCCGAGGCGGGCAAGAAGUUUCUUCGUGACAACGAGCGUCAUUUCCAAGCUAGAAGUGCUGUUGAAUUUUCGGUUAACAUCAUGACAGAGCGCGUGCAAAAUCAAGACCCUAAGGGUGGCACUAAUAGAAGGCUGACUUGUGACACUGUAUUGCAGGAUGGCAAGGCCGUCUUGACGCAGCUGGUGCUCGAUACUUACGAGUGUUGGAAAGUUGCCCAAAAAUACGAGAAAUUUGCCAAGAUGAGCGAGAACCUCGUGGCAAAGGCGUACGAAAUGCUCAAGUCUAGCGGGCUCGUUUCUGACGAUUUAUCUGAUUCAUCUUCCCUUCUUGAACAAGCACUGAGAUUUUGCCAACAAACCGCCAAGCCACAGGCAACCCCCCAAUCCUGUUCAUCAUCUGCCGUACACAGCCAGGAGUCUUCACUUGACAGUCAUCCCUUUCCAGAACAAGACAUAAGCAAGACAAAGGGACAGGACCAGGAGACAGGCAAGACAAAGGGAGAAAAAGAGUGCCUCUUCCCUGACCAGGAGACAGACAAGACAAAGGAGCGGAAAGAGGUCUCCUCUGACCAGGAGACAGGCAAGAUAAAGGGAGAAAAAGAGUGCCUCUUCUCUGACCAGGAGACAGACAAUACAAAGGAGCGGAAAGAGGUCUCCUCUGACCAGGAGACAGGCAGGAUAAAGGGACAGGAAGAGGUCUCCUCUGACCAGAAGACAGGCAAGAUAAAGGGAGAAAAAGAGUCCCUCUUCCCUGACCAGGAGACAGACAAGAUAAAGGGAGAAAAAGAGUGCCUCUUCUCUGACCAGGAGACAGACAAGACAAAGGAGCGGAAAGAGGUCUCCUCUGACCAGGAGACAGGCAAGAUAAAGGGACAGGAAGAGGUCUCCUCUGACCAAGAGACAGGCAACAUAAAGGGAGAAAAAGAGCGGUUCUUCUCUGACCAGGAGACAGGCAAGAUAAAGGGACGGAAAGAUUCCUCCUUCUCUGACCAGAAUACAGACAUAGCAGUCCUUUCCUUUGAACAAGGCACAUGUAGCAAGCCAAAAGAACUGAAAGAUAAUGCUGAGGUUAAAAGAGCAGCUGACUUCCCAAAUGAGCCUCAACAAUCUAUGGAUAUUGAGUAUGGGAACUCAACUGAAGUCACUCCUACAAACGUACUUUCUGAAGAACCUGGAUGCCAGAAAGAUCCACAAACUGCAAAUAAAUUGGCGCCCUCUUCAGUGAUCUCUUUCGACGCCUCAAAAUCCGGGAAUUUUGUCGAAGGAUCUGAUCCAGCCCUAAACUCACCAAGGAGUGUAGCUCGAGAGAGUUCAUCGAAGCUUCCUCCAUACACUGAAGGCAUCUCUGCUAGUCCUGAUACUGAUGCAAUAAAGCGAGGUCAUUCAAACUCGAACGAAGCGCUUGAACUCUCUCUUAAGCCAGAAUCGACUUUACUAAUUCCCUCUGUAGAAACUUCAACCUCAUCCUUUGUAGAAAAGACAACACAGUCGGAUGACAAACUUGAUCCUACUACCCCCUCUUCUGUCCUCCCUGCACUUUCCCUGGCUGAUCAAUUCUCCCAUACCCCUAACAUGGAGACAAUUUUAUCCCAAGCUAAAAACACAAGCAGUACAAUUAUCAGUGGCCCUAGUACCGAAGUGGUAUCCAUAGCGACAUCAGAAAAUAAUCAACUAUCGACUAUGGAAACGGAGCAAACUCGUGUGAGUCAAAAACCAGAAACUUCAAAAAUAGUUGAGAAGAAGACUUUGGUGGCGACAGCGCCUGGUGUUAGUGAAUAUAAAGAGCCUGCAGUACUUGUCAGCAGUCGGUCACCUGUUGAGGGCCGACAACCUGACGAAAAGAUGAGUAUGCAAACCGAGGUAGCUCCAACAUUAGCCGAUCAAUCAUUGAUUGACAAGACUAUCGCUAAAGAAUCUCUAGAGAAAGAAGAUGAAUUAGGCGGGAAUGUGUAAUUGUUGGUUUACAUGCUCAUUAUAGCCUAUUGUGCAGAUGUAGUAAAGGGUUGUUUUUUUUUAAACCUCGCUGCUGUAAACGGUCAAUUAAAAUUAUCUUUGUCAAUGGU
This is a messenger RNA of Nematostella vectensis (starlet sea anemone), 7369 nucleotides long. RefSeq names its product calcineurin-binding protein cabin-1. Gene Ontology annotation, biological process: chromatin organization. The coding region runs from base 156 to 7259 and encodes 2367 amino acids. The transcript has 56 exons. Lineage: Eukaryota; Metazoa; Cnidaria; Anthozoa; Actiniaria; Edwardsiidae. Gene Ontology annotation, cellular component: nucleus. The record is from RefSeq and is a predicted model, not a curated record. Gene Ontology annotation, molecular function: nucleosome binding; protein binding.